Durusdinium trenchii is the source of this 498-nucleotide messenger RNA. Lineage: Eukaryota; Dinophyceae; Suessiales; Symbiodiniaceae. The record is from the annotation of a GenBank genome assembly.
AUGGAGGGUUAUCGGCAAGAUGUUGGCAGAGCUGCCAGCAGCAUGAGUGUGCCUAGCGACCUGUCAGAUUGCAGCCCCCGGGCUUUGAUUCGGAAGGUGCGUUUCCGCCAAGAUGGAUGGCAUGCAGAGAAACUUUUGGAGAUGAUAAUGUUGACACUGCAGGUGGCCUUGAGCCGCCGCCGUUUACCUUCUUGCGGUGACUUCGUGGGAGACCAAACUGGAGCCAGCAUCACUGCCAGCAGCCUACGAGACAUUUCUGGCACCUUGUUCCAUGAGUUCCGCAAAGCUGCUGAUCAGGGCCUCACCUCGUACUACCUGAAUCAGAAUAUCAAACUGAUCUCGUUUUGGAGGCCUUGGAUGUUGGAAGCUGAUGGUCCUGCCUGGAUUCGCAGCUGCUUGGCCUCGCGGGGUUUCAAAACAGAGAUUUGCAAGGUGUACCACACCGCAUAUGCUGGCGUGCAGGGCUGCAGCUUUUUCGAGCUGAAAGUCUCUUGGUGA